CGCAUGCGCAGAUCAUCGCUCCGCCGCUAGCGGUCGCUGUUUCGCUCGCACUCCGUCGCGCUCCGAAGGCCGAAAACAUCCGACACCAUGCCUCCGUCGCGCCGCUUCUGCUCGCGUUUUUCCCGAACCAACGCGCCUAUCGCACAGGCAACAGGCUCUAGAGUUUAUUAACCACAAACUCGGUCUUUUACGUCGAGUGUUUUACACGGUUUGACCAUGAGUGUCGGUUACUGCGCCGCGUAACGCGCUCUAGACGGAGAUUAUGGAGUAAACGCGCGUUGCGCGACCGCUAGAAUUCAUCAUAACGAUAACAAUAACACUGCUAUGGCACUCUCGGUGAUCCAGGCGUGUCGUAGUCUGGCCCUGUCCACCUGGCUGCUGUCCUUCUGCUUCGUCCAUCUGCUGUGUUUGGACUUCACGGUGGCGGAGAAGGAGGAAUGGUACACGGCGUUCGUUAACAUCACGUACGUGGAUCCGGUCACGGCCGAGGUCCGCACCGAGAAGACGGAGUGCGGGCGUUACGGGGAGCACUCGCUCAAACGCGAGGCCAGAGGCGUGCUGGCGAUGCCCGCCGCGCCGCAGGACAGACACGCGUGCGAUCCCAACAGCAGAUUCACGCCGCGCGGGUACGGCGCGUGGAUCGCGCUCAUCAGCAGGGGAAACUGCACGUACAGGGACAAAAUCCGAAACGCCGUGGGGAAAAACGCGUCAGCUGUGGUCAUAUUCAACGUGGGGUCCUCCAACCCCAACGAGACCAUCACCAUGCCAGAUCCAGGAACUGGUGACGUGGUGGCCAUCAUGAUUCCCGAGCCAAAGGGUCGUGAUCUGGUUCUUCUGAUGGAGAGGAACAUCACCGUUCACAUGCACAUCACCAUCGGAACACGCAACCUGCAGAAAUACGUCAGCCGCACCUCGGUGGUCUUCGUCUCCAUCUCCUUUAUCAUCCUCAUGAUCAUCUCGCUGGCCUGGCUCGUCUUUUACUACAUCCAGCGCUUCAGAUACGCCAACGCCAGGGACCGCAACCAGAGGAGGCUGGGGGACGCUGCCAAAAAAGCCAUCAGCCAGUUACAAGUGCGGACCAUCAGGAAAGGCGAUCAGGAGACGGAGAGUGAUUUUGAUAACUGUGCCGUGUGUAUCGAGGGUUAUAAACCAAACGAUGUAGUCAGAAUCUUACCUUGCAGGCAUCUGUUUCAUAAAGGCUGUGUCGACCCGUGGUUGGUGGACCAUCGUACAUGUCCCAUGUGUAAAAUGAACAUCCUCAAAGCUCUGGGCCUCACGUCAAGUGCCGAGUGUCUGAAUGAACUUCCUCUGGACUACGAGCUCGCCGUGGGGGGCAUGGCUCUUAACGCCAUGGUGAUGAGCGAUGAUAUCAUGGUUGGUGAUGUCGUCGGGGGGCGUGACCCCGGCGUGAGGAUGGUGGGUCUCCCUCAGGUCCUCCUGGACUCUGAGCCACUGUCCCAGGACACCUUGCCAACCGAACAGAGUGAGUUACAGCCAAUAGCCAGCAGCAGUUCAGAGAUGUCGCUCGCUACGGGGGCGGGGCAUUUGGACAUUGACACGCCCACUGAUGACCCAAAGUGCUGAUCUGGCCCCGCCCACUCAUGCUCAAAAGUUUGGGUGACUGUGGCGUCGGGCUCAUAUGGGUUAAAUGGGCUUUGAAUGGCCAGUGAUUGACCGUGUAACAAACACACUGCCUGCCGAGUACAUACUACAAUCCACAUCCGAUGUUACGUUCAUUUCAUCUUCCUCCUUCAUUCUCUGAAAAGCAGGGUAAACUGUUCUCUCUCGCCCUCAGUGCACAAUUCAGUGUGCACUUGAGCUAAAGCACUUGUUUGGUAUCGGCAGACGAUCGUUUCUGCUCUGCUCGACAAUCUUCUUUUUCUUAUCGCCGCAGUGUUCGCUGCCCGUGUCACCAUUUGUCUGUGAUCCCAGCGAAAAGAACGUGUCAAAGACUAUUUUGAAUCUGAUCAGAAGUGGUUUAUUUUUCUAUAGAAGCAUUUGAUGUGCUCGAGUUCAGCAGUAUUAAAAAAAAAAGAGAGAAUCUCAGUAUUUAAACGCCUUCCUCUUGGGAGAUUUUUUUUUUUUGGGGAUUUGGCCCUCACCAAAGACGCCAGACCUGGAGCGUGUGACGGACGUUGUGCGGGACAAAACUGUGGGACUUUCUAGGAAGUGCUCUUUGGAUUCUGUGGAGCAGGACAUGUGAUGUUUGCUGUGCAUGCCACAUGCCCUGUCCACUUGAGAUUUUAGUGGAUAGUUCAUCCAAAAAUGAAAGUUUACUAGCAGUGUCCUCGCCCUCAGGCCAUCCGAGAUUUGAGAAAAAGAACAGAUUUGGAUAAAUUCCAUAAUUUGUUCACAAGUAGAUCCUCUGCAGUGAAUGGGUGCCGUCAGAAUGAGAGUCCAAACAGCUGAUAAAAACAAUCCACACCACUCCAGUCCAUCUGUUAACAUCUGGAGAAGCCAAAAGCUGAAACAAAUCCAUCAUUUAAGAUAUUUUUAACUUCCUUAAUCCAUAAUAACGCUUCCUCCAGUGACAAAGUGAUCUGGUCUGAAUCAGGAGAGAAAUCAAGCACUGUUUACAAGCCAAAACAGCUCUAAACAAACAUGUGGGUGGACUUUGAUGUGAGAGGACAAGAGGGGAUGGACUUUUUUUCAGGAGGAAGCGUUAUUAUGGAUUAUAGACUCAUUUUAGUGGCAAGCGGAGGUCUUAAACGUGUCUUAAUGAUGCAGCUUUUGGCUUCUCAAGAUGUUAACUGAGUGAUUAUUGUGAUGUUUUUAUCAGCUGUCAUUCUGACGGCACCCAUUCACUGCAGAGGAUCCAUUGCUGAGCAAGUGAUGUAAUGCUACAUUUCUCCAAAUGUGAUGAAGAAACAAACUCAUCUACAUCUUGGAUGGCCUGAGGGUGAGCAAAUGUUCAGCAAACUUUUUUUUUUUUGUUUGGGUGAACUAUUUCUUUAACGGGAGAUUAUCAAUCAUUUCCCGUAAUGAUUGUUCAGUUACUGUUUAUUCACCCUCGGGUCAUUCUAAAUCUCUAUAUUAUUCUUUUUUCUUUUCUUUAAAACUCCGGAAAUCACCGUAAAAGUUCAUAUGACUUGUGCACUAUAUUCAAACAGUUCCAGAUGUUCUUGUCAAAACAAAGUUGUGGAAAGACACGAGAGUUAAUGAUCGUUUUCAGGUGCACUUUUCCUUUAAAUCUGUAACUCGUUCUUCCUUGUUUGACUGUACAUUGUAAAUAGAGAAUAAUUUUGUCCAAUUUUCUCCUUAAUUGCCAAGUUUUUCCGUCAUGCACUUUAUGUAUUUAGAGAUUGGACUUUGUUUUGAGAUUGGGAUUUCCGUUACAAGUUUGUAUAUUCACACACAAACACACGUGCAGUUCACCUCACCGUAUCUCACACACACACACACAGUAGACGUUUGUACCAUUUCAUGCUCAGUAUUUUGCACGUGUUUCAGUCAGACUGUGCUUUGAAUAUUAAUAAAUUUUAAUGUUAAUUUUU
Onychostoma macrolepis is the source of this 3494-nucleotide messenger RNA. RefSeq names its product ring finger protein 150b (gene rnf150b). NCBI's taxonomy places the organism in Eukaryota, Metazoa, Chordata, Actinopteri, Cypriniformes, Cyprinidae. Bases 325 to 1584 code for a protein of 419 amino acids. The record is from RefSeq and is a predicted model, not a curated record. The transcript is spliced from 7 exons.